CUCCCAGUCGGAGAUACCCCCCCGAGUUCCCAGUUGUCUUGAACGCACUGAAGUCGGAAGUCUGAGAUUUCCGAGUUCCAAAUUCCUAGUUGUUAUGAACGCGGCAUUAGUCUUGUCUAGGGGCUGGGUUUCUGUAUUUUAUCUAAAGAACAAAUCCGUUGAACGCAAAUAUGGAGAGAUAAAGACAUUGAAAAGAAACGGAAGAAGUAUGCCUAUAUUACCAUAAGAUUUUUAAAAUGGCAAUACGGGAACUAAAAGUGUGUCUUCUUGGGGAUACUGGAGUGGGCAAGUCUAGUAUUGUAUGUCGUUUUGUACAAGACCAUUUCGACCACAACAUUAGUCCAACUAUAGGGGCAUCGUUUUUAACCAAGACGGUCCCGUGUGGACACGAACUACACAAGUUCCUCAUCUGGGACACAGCGGGACAGGAAAGGUUCCACUCGCUGGCCCCCAUGUACUACCGAGGCUCUGCCGCAGCUGUCAUUGUCUAUGACAUCACCAAACUGGACUCUUUCCAGACACUGAAGAAAUGGGUGAAGGAGCUGAAAGAACAUGGUCCGGAGGACAUCGUUGUGGCCAUUGCAGGGAACAAAAACGACUUGGGGGACAUCCGGGAAGUUCCUAUGAAAGAAGCUAAGGACUUUGCUGAGUCCAUCGCAGCUAUUUUCAUGGAGACCAGCGCCAGAAACGCUGUCAAUGUGGAGGAGCUCUUUCAGAAGAUCAGUAAACAGAUUCCGCCCCUGGAGAAUCCAGACUUAGACAGUAACGAGUCCUUCAAGAUAAUCCGGCAGCCUCCUCCCUCUAACAAACGCUGCUGCUAGUAAGACCCCUUCUGAGUCCCAAAUAGACCCCUACCACCCUACCCCCUACCACCCUACGCCCUAGGUAUUUCAUUUUGAUCUCAAAGGGACUGGUGUAGUACGAUCGAAUAUGUUGGAAAUUCUACCUGUCUUAUCUGAAGGAAAGGAAAGGCAGUAUUACCACAUUGUUUACACCUAUCCUACAUUUUCAGAUCAGUAUGAAGUUGCUAGGUCCUAGGGGUAAGGGGCAAUGGGGUCGGUUUGGAAUUCAGCAUCCGAUUGCUAGUGAGAUCAUCACGGCCUUUGUUUCCAUUCCAUACACAGUUCCAUGGAUCAAGUCUACACAUCCAUCCAUCUUGACACACGGGUCACAAUGUAGCGUUGGUGUACGCAACAGCUUGCAUAGUUCAGCUCCUGAUUGCCCCUUUCGACAGUCCACAAUGCAUAUACAGUACAUGGGUCUCACGGAGAGAGGAGGACAACAUGGCUUUGGCUGUGUGAUCGAUCAGAACCUCUCUCCCCUAUAGGGAACAGAGUGUCCCAAGUCCAGAAACCGCCCCUAUAACCCAUAUAAAGCUAGUUGGACAUUUCGCCAUAUUCUACCUAUUCUACCUACCAGAUAUAUCCAGGAUGCAUCACAACCGGGCCGCGAUUGGGAGUCCAAUAGGGCGGGGCACAAUUGGCCUCAGCGUCGUCCGGGUUUGGCCCGGUGUUAGGCCCGUCAUUGUAAAUAAGAAUUUUGUUCUUCACUGACUUGCCAAGGUAAAUAAAGGCUACAUUUCAAAUAUACUCCUGUGCCUUGGUACGGUGUGCUGUAGGUGUCAUUUCUGGAUAUAGAGAGGAACCAGUGUUUUUUUAAAGAUGCUAAACAUGUUAAUAAAAUGAAGGAAUACUAUGGUA
This is a messenger RNA of Oncorhynchus tshawytscha (Chinook salmon), 1700 nucleotides long. RefSeq names its product ras-related protein Rab-31. NCBI's taxonomy places the organism in Eukaryota, Metazoa, Chordata, Actinopteri, Salmoniformes, Salmonidae. The coding region runs from base 237 to 821 and encodes 194 amino acids. The record is from RefSeq and is a predicted model, not a curated record. The transcript is spliced from 7 exons. Gene Ontology annotation, molecular function: GTPase activity; GTP binding.